Molecule: messenger RNA, 834 nt
Organism: Engraulis encrasicolus (European anchovy)
Lineage: Eukaryota; Metazoa; Chordata; Actinopteri; Clupeiformes; Engraulidae
Gene: rab6ba
Product: RAB6B, member RAS oncogene family a
Exons: 8
Coding region: 47-688 (213 amino acids)
Biological process (GO): vesicle-mediated transport
Molecular function (GO): GTPase activity; GTP binding
Source: RefSeq, a predicted model, not a curated record
ACCAGUGGGAGCAGGCACGCGGUCACGCCUCGACGCUGUUAUAAACAUGAACACAAAGCAUAUCACCGUUGGGAAUGACUUUGGGAACCCUUUACGAAAAUUUAAACUCGUCUUUCUCGGAGAGCAAAGCGUGGGGAAGACGUCUCUGAUCACGCGGUUCAUGUAUGACAGCUUUGACAACACAUAUCAGGCAACAAUUGGAAUCGACUUCUUGUCAAAAACCAUGUACUUGGAGGACCGAACGGUGCGGCUGCAGUUGUGGGACACGGCAGGUCAGGAACGAUUCAGGAGCCUCAUCCCCUCUUACAUCCGCGACUCCACUGUGGCCGUGGUAGUCUACGACAUCACCAAUGUGAACUCGUUCCAGCAGACUUCCAAGUGGAUUGAUGAUGUGCGGACGGAGAGGGGGAGUGACGUCAUCAUCAUGCUCGUGGGCAACAAGACAGACUUGGCAGACAAGAGGCAGAUCACCAUUGAGGAGGGGGAGCAGCGAGCCAAAGAGCUGAGCGUCAUGUUCAUCGAAACCAGCGCCAAGACCGGCUACAACGUCAAACAGUUGUUUCGGCGUGUGGCUGCAGCUCUGCCAGGGAUGGACAGCAUGCAGGACGUGAGCAAAGAAGGCAUGAUUGACAUCAAGCUGGACAAACCACAGGAGCCGCCCGCCACCGAGGGAGGGUGUUCCUGUUAAUCCCUCUACCCUGAUUGGCCAGCUUCAUUACACCACAUGCUUGUUGUGUUGCUUUCUAUUGGUUAUAUCAGACUGGAUAUUCGGCUUUCACACAUGACGAGUGGUCAUUCGGUUGGAAACUUACGUUGCAUCGGUUUUUAGUUGUA